Messenger RNA from Parus major (Great Tit), 3484 nucleotides. RefSeq names its product tetratricopeptide repeat domain 29 (gene TTC29). The coding region runs from base 56 to 1444 and encodes 462 amino acids. NCBI's taxonomy places the organism in Eukaryota, Metazoa, Chordata, Aves, Passeriformes, Paridae. Gene Ontology annotation, molecular function: protein binding. The record is from RefSeq and is a predicted model, not a curated record. The transcript is spliced from 12 exons.
CCGCGGCGUCCCGUGAGGGGCCGGGCCGGCGGAGAGCUCGUCCUGCGGCCGCGCCAUGGGCCCAGUUAAACUGAACGUGUUGCCUCAGGCGGUCCUCCAAAGCCCAGGGGAACAUCCCAAGUUUAUAGAGCAGCCUCUUUGCCCCCCAUUAGAGUUUGCAAGGAUUCAUUUGAUCAAAGACAAAGAUGCCAUAGAUGAUUAUUUGGCGAAGAAUAUCAAAGGGGUGUCAAAACAAGAAGCUGCUGCUUACAGGAAUUCAUACAAGAAGAACAUCUGCAUAGACAUGCUGCGCCAGGGUUAUCACAAGUCCUUCUCUGAGCUCUUCACUCUGAUCCAGAAGUGGAAUGCCUUGAGGGAGGCUGCAGGGCCUGGGUCAGCCAUAUGGCAUGAGAAGUCCCUGGAGGAGCAGCCUGAUAAGCUGGAUCAGCUUUACCACUUCCUGACCGGGGCUGAGGCAGCCCAGCGAGCAGGGCACUAUGAGAAGGUGUAUGAUAACCAGCUUAGCUUGGCCUGCUUUUUCAGUGACCCUGAGGACAAAUGGUUAAGUAACUACUUUUAUGAGCAAAGCUAUAACACUGCUCAGUUAGUAGAAAUUGAUGGUGGAAAGAGAAAGGCACAAGCAUGUGUAAACAUGGGCCUCAUCGAAGAGGAAGAAGGUCAUGUCACGAAGGCUGCUGAGCAUUUUGAAGCGUUUUAUCAGCUAACAGAGGGCUCAUCAUGGAAGGACGAGACAGGCCGCACUUAUGCUUCACUGGCAUGUCAGCAUCUCUGGAGAAUUUAUACAUUGCUAGCAGACAAAAUGCUGGAAAAUAAAGAUCACCAAGAGGCCAUCAAAACACUAAUAAAAGCUUUAAGGAUGGCAAAAGAAGGAGGUGAUAUAAAGAUGCAUGGAGAAGCAGCCUAUUGCUUAAGUCUAGCAUAUCAUUUUUCUGGAGAACAUGAGACAGCAUUAGCAGUUUUGAACACCUCUGUAGAAAUCUUCACAACCCUUUGUGAUUCUGCUGGCCUGGGCAGAGCAUAUGCAGCUGUAGCCCAGAUCCUGGCAAGUCAGGGAAAAUCAAAUGAGGCUGUGAAGUACUUGGGAGAAUUUAUGAAGAAUGCUGAGAGCGCUAAUCUAAGCCAAAGCCUGGUGGAUGCAAAUGUCCUACUUGGAAAAGUUCACAAUGAAAGAGGGAACUAUAACAAAGCUCUGGAACAUUUCUGUCAGGCCUCUGAGGCAGCAAAAUCUUUGAACAACUUGCCCUUGGUGGCUGAAACAGAUAGCUACUGUGGCAUCGCCAAGGCCCAUCAGCUGAUGGUGCCGUUCAACAGCCACGUAGCAGCAGCAGCGGAUCCGCUCAGCCUGCAGUGCCUGCUGGCAUGGAAGCAAAACAGAAGUGACAUGUGCGCUGACCCUCUUACAGCCGACCCUCAUAAGGAAACAAGUGCCUCAAAACCUCUGUGAGCCUCUGUCCAAGACUUUAGAUCUUCCUGAGGAUGCCUGCUUAUUGACUCAGAAGCUGAAGUAUGAUGACUGCAGGAAGAUCCUUGAAGAGCAGUGUAACAAAGUAGGAAUUUCAGCUAGGGUUUUGCCAUUAAAAUGCUAUUAUCAAAAAAAAAAAAAAAGCAUCUGUUAUUGAAAUAAAUAUUAAAAAAAGACAAAGAGUAGUAGAAUAGAAAGUUUUUACUUUGUGCCCCCAUUGCUUAAUGUCUUCCAAAGUCAAAAUUCUCCUGUUAAGAUAUUAAACAUGAAUGGGAAUCCAAGAUGCUCAAUGCCUUGUAAGAUCAAGAUCCAAAUGUGUCUGGAAAGUUUUAUUUAAAUCCCAGAUUGUGAUCCUUUUCAGAAAACUUAUUCAUAGAGCUAGCAGUGGUUGUAGUUCAUGUAUAAUGGUUGGGGUUCAGCUGUAGCUGAAAUAGAACUGAUCCAGCCUGGUGGCACACUAUGGUGCAAUUUUGAUCCAAUCUUUAACACAGGUUGGACUCAAAGCACAACCAGAUUUGUUUAAAAUCCAUUUGGAUGCAAUCAAACCAGAUGUGGUCCCUCCCAGCCUGACCCAUUCUGUGGCUCUGUGCUUUACAACAUCAGGUAAACUAAAAUUCUGCUUAGGUUCUUUCUGUUAAAUAAUCUGAAGCACUGAUUUUGGACUCUGUAAAAAAAUUGUGUCCAUUUUGAGCUGAUGAAAAUCCUGACAGUGAGUUCCACACAUGACCCGCUGACAUCUGUGGUCUUCACAGUCCUCCAAGGACUCAGAGUCCUCAGAGCCUGCUACCAUCGCUGUUGGCAUUAAGUAGAGAACAAAAAUCACUUUGCAAAAUACACAUAAAAAUGGGACUUGGAACCUUUGAAUUUUAUUUAGGAAAAUUGGUGAUUCAUAAUUUCACAUAUUAGAAAACAAACCCUUUCUUUUAAACUAAACAAAGCUGUAGUACUCCCAGCAGCCGACCAUUCCUUUCUUUAAAUGGAGGUUUGCAGACUCAGAGUUUGUAGCGAGGUCCAUUAGACCUAUAAUCAGGUUUUAUGGUGGUGUUUGAGCAAGCAUUAGCUUUUGCCAUAGUAAUAACUCAAUUCACAGUUUUCUUCAGCAUUGUAAUCCAAGUAUUUGGUUGACAUGUGACAACAGGGUUUCUCCCUGUUAAAGAAUAGUAAAAAUGUAUCAUUAACCAGCUCUUAUUAGACUAUUUUUGAUCCAAAAUGCUGUAUACAUGCAAUUUAAACACAAAUAGCUCAAUAAUUUUAUUCUGUUGUUUAUAGGUCUUUAUUGUCUGAACACCAUGUUUAUUAUAACAAUGUUAAUUUAGAAGGCUUUUGCAAGGCUGAAAAGUUGUACAGAAAUAUUCCCACGUGCAAUUAUGCACACACAUAGGCAGCAAAUCUCUUUUCUGAGUGCUAAAAGGAGGUAAACAUUUUAUGGAAACCAGAAAGAGAAACAGGACUCUGAAUUAAAUGUAAACAACAUCUGUAUUGUUUACCACUUAAGUUUCCCCCUUAUAUUUUAAUAAUAUUGAUAUGAAGUAAGAAAAACAUUCUAAAACCAGCACAAUUUUGCAAAUAAUAUCUUAAAAUCCUGUUAACCUACAAGCUCUUCUAAUCUCUUUAAGUAUAGCAUGACUGCUAAUUUUAUAUAUUUGGAAUUUCUUUUAUCAAAAUAUUGUUGAAAGAAAUUACAUAAUUGAAUUUGGCCUUCGUAGUAAAAAAAAAAGUAAGUACAUAAAAUAACAUAAACUACACUAGUGUCCUAGAAAAGACAAAUUAUCAAAUUAUCAAAUUAUCAAGGGCAAGUUUCUAAAUUCUUAAUGGCUUUUAACCCCAUGUACAUUUCUGCAGGAAUUGAAUGUUCUGUUUAUGUGUCUCAAAAGUUAUCAUCUAAUUAUGUUAAAUAGCAUCCAUGAUUUUCACUAUUUUUUGCCAAUCUGCACCCAUUGCUACAUGAUAACUCUGAGAUGCUUGUGAAAAACUGACAUGAAUUAAUCCCCUACCGUGUCAACGCUCCCAUACUUUUUAACA